AUGGAGGACUAUCAACAACUUGGUCAUAUGGAAUUGAUUCCAGAAAAUGAAAUUGAUGUUCCAGCUAAUUCUAGUUUUUACCUUCCGCACCAUUCAGUUCCGGAUAAAAAUGGUGAUAAAUUUCGAGUCGUAUUUGAUGGUUCUGCAAAAUCUUCUAGCGGUAUUUCUCUUAAUGAGAAAUUGAUGGUUGGUCCACAGUUGCAGACUGAUCUGACAACAUUAAUUAUUCGUUUCAGAAUUCACAGAAUAGCUAUAACUGCAGAUAUAGAGAAAAUGUACAGACAAAUUAUACUAAAAGAUGCAGACUUUCAGAGAAUAGUCUGGCGAGAUUCACUUUAUAAACCAAUUCAGGAUUUUCGAUUAACUAGGAUUGCUUACGGUACAUCAUCAGCUUCGUACCUUGCGGUAAGAUGUUUACAGCAGUUAGCCAUAGAUGAAGCAACUAAUUUUCCUUUGGCUUCCAAGACAUGUCUUAGGGACUUCUACGUUGAUGAUUUGAUGUCCGGAGCCAAUUCAGUUACUGAAGCUAUAGAAUUACAAAUGCAAUUGAAUCAGAUGUUGUCACACAAUGAUGAUACUGUAAAAACGUUAGGUAUCCUGUGGCAUCCAGCUUCAGAUAUGUUUUUAUUCAAAGUCAAUUCAUCAUAUCCUGAAGUCUUAACCAAACGAACAUUACUUUCAAUAAUCGCAAAGACCUUUGACCCUCUUGGAUGGUUGGCACCGAUCACGGUUCGGUAUAAAUUGAUUAUGCAAAGAUUGUGGAAACAUCAGUUUCAGUGGGAUGAAAAGGUUCCUCCAGAUAUUGAAUGUGAGUGGAAACAACUUACAGAAGAUUUGUUAUUUAUUAAAAGUAUCAAAAUUUCACGAUUCUUGUUGGUUGAAUCAGAUAACCAGUUUCAACUGCACGGGUUUUGUGACGCCUCAGAGAAGGCCUACGCCGCUGCAAUUUAUUAUCGUUCUGUGUUAGAUACUGGACAAAUUAAUGUUCAGUUAGUGAUAGCCAAAACAAGAGUUGCACCACUAAAAACCAUAUCACUUCCCCGAUUGGAACUUUGUGGAGCAUUACUGUUGACUAAAUUAAUGGAUUUCACCUGUAGGGCUUUAAAUACUCCUAUAUCGCAAGUUUAUUUUCAUACUGAUUCCACUAUUGUAUUAGCCUGGAUAAGAUCUCAUGCAAGCCGAUGGAAGACCUUCGUCGCCAACAGAGUAGCAAAAAUCCAGACUUUAUCCUCUCCUGUCCAGUGGCAUCAUGUGAGUGGAAAUGCUAAUCCUGCUGAUCUUGCAACCCGUGGUGUGUCAUCAUCUGCACUGGUUACUUCAUUGUGGUUACGUGGUCCAGAUUUAUUGUAUAAUUUAUUUCCUUUUCAGCAAGCAUUAUCUGCACCACUACUGAAUGAUUCUGUGCCAGAGCAAAGAUGUGCUCUACAGUCAACAACUGCUGCCAGUCACUUGACAGACGCUCAUGAUUUAUUUUAUAAAUAUUCCUCUCUCACUAAACUUAAACGUGUUGUAGCAUUAUGUCUGAGAGGCAAAAGCAGUGAUAUAUAUAGCGAUUGUGGUUCCAAUUUUGUUGGAGCAAAACGCAAACUGAUGGAAUUUGAAAGGCUUGCUAGGUCUGCAACUUAUAACCAAAAUGUUAGCAGAUAUUUGGUUGAUAAUGGCAUUAAAUGGCAUCUAAACGUUCCAGGUGCGCCACAUAUGGGUGGACUCUGGGAAGCUGGCAUAAAAUCAACAAAAUACCAUUUAAAACGAGUAGUUGGUGAGGCGAGAUUGACAUAUGAAGAAUUUGAAACAUUUCUCACACAAAUAGAAGCUUGUCUUAAUUCGCGACCUUUAACAAGUUUGUCUAAUGAUCCAAAUGACUUGUCAGCAUUAACGCCUGGUCAUUUUCUUAUUGACAGAGAAAAAUGCAGUUGCUAUUCUGCACCAAAAAUUGAAACAUUCUGUGUUGUACAAUGCAAGUCUGGGAGUAAAAAACAUCCAACAUUCCUGCUGUAG
Molecule: messenger RNA, 1998 nt
Organism: Stegodyphus dumicola
Lineage: Eukaryota; Metazoa; Arthropoda; Arachnida; Araneae; Eresidae
Source: RefSeq, a predicted model, not a curated record